AUGGCGCCCCACCAGCCCUGGCUGCUGCUCCUCCUGCUGGCCUCCUGGCCACCCCUGGGCUCCUCUGAGACCCGCUACCAGCCCGGGGACCCCGUCGUGCUCUACGUCAACAAGGUGGGGCCCUACCACAACCCCCAGGAGACCUACCACUACUACCAGCUGCCCGUGUGCUCUCCGGAAAAGAUCCGUCAUAAGAGCCUGAGCCUUGGGGAGGUCCUGGACGGGGACCGCAUGGCCGAGUCCAUGUAUCAGAUCCGCUUCCGAGAGAGCGUCGAGAAGACGGUCCUGUGCGUGAAGACGCUCACGCUGGAUCAGGUGGAGCGCCUGCGGCAGGCCAUUGAGGAGCUGUACUACUUUGAGUUCGUGGUGGACGACAUCCCGCUGCGAGGGUUCGUGGGGUACAUGGAGGAAAGUGGCUUUCUGCCCCACAGCCACAAGAUCGGGCUGUGGACCCAUCUGGACUUCCACCUGGAGUGGAACGGCGACCGCAUCAUCUACGCCAACGUCAGCGUGCGGGACGUCAAGCCACACAGCCUGGAUGACGUCCGUGGGCCUGGGCCCCUCUCCCUGACCCACACCUACAGUAUCCGCUGGUCCGAGACGGCCUCGGAGCGGCGGGGGGAGCGGCGGGGCCGGGGGGAUGAUGGGGGCUUCUUCCCCCGCACCCUGGAGAUCCACUGGCUCUCCAUUAUCAACUCCAUGGUGCUGGUCUUUCUUCUGGUGGGCUUCGUGGUGGUCAUCCUCAUGCGGGUGCUGAAGAACGACCUGGCCCGGUACAACCUGGACGAAGAAGCUUCCUCCUCCUCCUCCGGGGAUGACUUCGACCACGGCGACAACGGCUGGAAGAUCAUCCACACCGAUGUCUUCCGCUUCCCGCCCUGCCGCAGCCUCCUCUGCGCCGUCCUGGGCGUGGGCAGCCAGUUCCUGGCACUGGGCACGGGCAUCAUCGCCAUGGCCCUGCUGGGCAUGUUCAACGUCCACCGGCACGGUGCCAUCAACUCCGCCGCCAUCCUGCUCUACGCCCUGACCUGCUGCAUCUCCGGCUACGUCUCCAGCAACUUCUACCGGCAGGUCGGGGGUGAGCGCUGGGUCUGGAACAUCGUGCUGACCACCAGCCUCUUCUCCGCCCCCUUCUUCGUGACGUGGAGCGUGGUGAACUCGGUGCACUGGGCCAAUGGCUCGACACAGGCCCUGCCGGCCACCACCAUCCUGCUGCUGCUGACGGUCUGGCUGCUGGUGGGCUUCCCCCUCACUGUUAUCGGGGGCAUCUUCGGCAAGAACCGGGCCGGCCCCUUCGACGCACCCUGCCGUACCAAGAACAUCGCCCGCGAGAUCCCACCACAGCCCUGGUACAAGGCCACACUGGUGCACAUGACCAUUGGGGGCUUCCUGCCCUUCAGUGCCAUCUCUGUGGAGCUCUACUACAUCUUUGCCACGGUGUGGGGCCGGGAGCAGUACACCCUCUACGGCAUCCUCUUCUUUGUCUUCGCCAUCUUGCUGAGCGUGGGUGCCUGCAUCUCCAUCGCCCUCACCUACUUCCAGCUCUCGGGCGAGGACUACCGCUGGUGGUGGCGCUCAGUGCUCAGCGCCGGCUCCACCGGCGUCUUCAUCUUCCUCUACUCAGUCUUCUACUACUCGCGCCGCUCCAACAUGUCGGGUGCGGUGCAGACCGUGGAGUUCUUCGGCUACUCCCUCCUCACUGGCUACGUCUUCUUCCUCAUGUUGGGCACCGUCUCCUUCUUCGCCUCGCUCAAGUUUAUCCGCUACAUCUAUGUCAACCUCAAGAUGGACUGAGGGACCCUCUCCAGUUGGUCAUGGUGGCUGGCCAACUGGUGGACACGGUUAAAUAUGACUUCCCUUAAAGAUCUCUCUCAUUGGCUGGGACUUCUAUGGAGUUCCCUUCUCAUUGGCCAUGACGCUUGGCCAGAUGGUGGAUAAAAAUGGCGCUCUUAAAGAUCUCUUCUCUCAUUGGCUGUAAUGUCUGACCAGUCAGCGAGUAUGGAUCCCCUAGGGAUCUCUUCUCAUUGGCUGUAAUGUCUGGCCAGUCAGCGGCUAUGGAUCCUCCAAAGAGCUCCCCUUCCAUUGGCUGGGACUGUUACAGAGCUCCCCUCCCAUUGACCAAGAUGUUCAGCCAGUCGGCCGGCAUGGCAAAAGAUGGCAACCCUAAAAAGCGCCCCUCCCAUUGGCUGAGACCAUUAAGGAUCUUACCCUCCUAUUGGCUGAAAUGUCUGGUCAGUCACAGGGCUCCAUUAAAGAUUGCCCCACCUCCAUCAUUGCCCUUCAUUGGGUAGGAUGAUCAGCCGACUGACCAGUUCACUGCCAGUGGGUGGGCAGCUCUAAAGUUCUCCCGUGAUGUGGGACCAGCUACUCCAC
Emys orbicularis (European pond turtle) is the source of this 2373-nucleotide messenger RNA. It is a transcript of the gene TM9SF1, whose product is annotated as transmembrane 9 superfamily member 1. Gene Ontology annotation, cellular component: membrane. The coding region runs from base 1 to 1794 and encodes 597 amino acids. The record is from RefSeq and is a predicted model, not a curated record. Gene Ontology annotation, biological process: protein localization to membrane. Lineage: Eukaryota; Metazoa; Chordata; Testudines; Emydidae. The transcript is spliced from 4 exons.